CAAAUGCCCGAACACCAACGUCACGUAGACCCUCAUUAACAAUUAAAUAUAAAAUGAAAUGACCGCGAUAAUUUCAGCAGACUGAAAACAUAGAACGCACAUGAAGCGGCGAGGGAUGAACACAGCAGCAUAGAUGUGGUUUUAAGGCGGGAGCCGCCAUGUUUUGUGGAGUUACUCUAUGAGCCUUAAUGAGGACUUGUUGAGAAGAUGGUGCUGAGGAGCGGCGGUCGGAGCUGAGGGGAGCGGCGGUCGGUGCUGAGAGGAGCGGCGGUCGGUGCUGAGAGGAGCGGCGGUCGGAGCUGAAGAUGUGUGUAGGUGGUGGUGGAUGCUCAGCAGCAGCCCCAUCAUCACCCCAUCGUAAAUAAAUGAGUCAACAUGGCCGCGGAGCAGCUCGCCCUGUAUCACCGCUGAGACACCGAAUAACACAACACACAGAUUAAAUGGCGUUCAUGUCCCGGUUCUCCCGGUCCCGGAGCAGCUCCAGGUCGCCGAACCGAAAAGACUCGGAGCGCGUGUCCCCGACCCUGACCGUGUCCGAGCUGGAGAGACUCCUGUGCACGGGCAAAACUGCCUGUAACCAUGCCGACGAAGUGUGGCCACGACUCUACAUUGGAGAUCAAGAUAUCGCAUCAGACCGCCGUGAGCUGGCCAAACUUGGCAUUACACACAUCCUCAACUGUGCCCAGAGCAAGUGGCGCAGUGGAGCAGAGUAUUACUUCGGCAUGAACAUCACCUAUCACGGCAUCGAGGCUCACGACUCCCCCACCUUCGACAUGAGCGUCAACUUCUAUCCUGCUGCUGAGUUCAUCCACAAAGCCCUCACAAGUGGAGGUAAGGUGCUGGUCCACUGCACUGUGGGAGUGAGCCGCUCUGCCACUCUGGUGCUGGCCUACCUGAUGAUCAGACAGAACCUGACGCUGGUUGAGGCCAUCAAGACGGUGAAGGACCACCGGGGCGUCAUCCCCAACCGGGGUUUCCUCCGCCAGCUCAACGGCCUGGACGGCAUCCUGAGAGAGAGCCGUAAGACGUCGCCGCACAGCUGAAAACCCCCUCGACACACACACACUCACUCACUCACACACACACACACACACACGCACACACACCUACCUGAGGACUGGUUAAACUGGGGGAGAUAAUGGGACCAAGUUAGGAGCAGCUAGUGGGUUUCUGAUGCUGUGGCUCUUAGUGACAGACGGUGAGAGCAGGGUUUGACUGAUAUCUGAUUAUAAUAUCUUCAAACUCAAUUUUUAUUUGUUAUAUAUUUAUAUAUUGUUGUUGCGUUUGAGGCUACAUCUACACUGCUACGUUUUGGUUUAAAAACAAAUACCUUUUGCUACGUUUAC
Sander lucioperca (pikeperch) is the source of this 1346-nucleotide messenger RNA. RefSeq names its product dual specificity protein phosphatase 26. The record is from RefSeq and is a predicted model, not a curated record. The coding region runs from base 441 to 1043 and encodes 200 amino acids. Gene Ontology annotation, biological process: protein dephosphorylation; negative regulation of MAPK cascade. Gene Ontology annotation, molecular function: MAP kinase phosphatase activity; protein tyrosine/serine/threonine phosphatase activity. Lineage: Eukaryota; Metazoa; Chordata; Actinopteri; Perciformes; Percidae. Gene Ontology annotation, cellular component: cytoplasm. The transcript is spliced from 4 exons.